AUGCUGCGCCACGUGCUGUGCGUGUUGGCCCUCGCGCUGUGCUGCUGCACGUCCUUGUGCAUGGCUGCGGCUGCUGCUGGUGCUGGGGUUGGGGGUGCAGGAGCUUCACCUCCUCAGGUUGCGGAGGGACGAAUGAGGGACGCAUCUGCUCUUGCUCUGGAGGCCGCGAAGGACGCUGCGGCGGAGGCGAAAAUGGCCACAGCGGCGGCGAGCGCCCUUGAUGCACAGGUGAAGAAGGCCUUGCUGGUGAUGAGGACCGCAGAGAGUGCCUUUGAAGGGAUCAAUGUGGAGGCCGCAAAAACAGCAGUGAAAGAUAAGAUAAAAGCGGCAAAAGUACCAUCAACGGAAGCUGCACCAGCAAGAGAAGUGAAUACUGCUGCGUUGAUAACAAAGGUACCUGAGGCUGCGAAAAUGAAAGAUCUCAUGACUGCUUUGUUUCAAGCGAAGUGGCAACUUGUGCUGUUGGCGAAGGAGUCCAAAGAGGCCAACAAUGCCAGCUGGGCCGCCUUGGCUGCCGCUGCAGCAGCGGAAAAGGCCAAGGUGGCAGUGCAGAAGGCGAAGGCUGCAGGAGCGGGAUUUGGGGACGCCGAGACAAAGGCUGCUGAGGCGGAUAAGUUGUUUACUGAGGCGGCAGAGAGCGCUAAAAGCAUAAUGAGCACCGCCAACAGCGCUGUGGGACACGCGAAGAAGGCAGCUGAGAGUGUUCGAGAUGCCUAUGUCUUAGUCUUGGUUGCGGCAGAAGUUGAGGGUUCUGAUAACUCCGCCAAACAAAAGAUCCCGACUGCAAAGACGGAGCUGAAGGAAGCAGAGAAGAUGCUGAGGAAGGUAGAGGAGGUUGUUCUGACGGUUGCGGACAGAGUUACAACAGCAGCGGGUAAGGCGGCAGACGCGGCGAAGGCGGCUAACGACGCGCUGAACCUGAAAACCGAAAAUGAGCCGACUGAGGAUGGUCCAAGGAAGGAAGACGAAAACGUUGUGCAGCCAGAAUCUAUUGAUGCGAGAGAGACAGCAGCGGACCCAACGAGCAGUGAAGCCCUUCCUCACUCAGUAGAGGGUGUUGUGCACGUAACGGACCAGACAAACAGUGCCGCUGCCGAUCCUCUCACACCCACAGUGCCCUUAACAACAACAACAGCAACAACAACAACCGAUGUGACUACUACUCUGGGUGCCGCUCCCGUCACGUCUACAGUUCCCUCAACAACAACAACUGAUGUGAGUACUCCUCUGGGGACGGCGGACGGCAGCACUUAUGCACGGCUGUGUACACUGCUGCUGCUGGUUGUGGNGUGA
Messenger RNA from Trypanosoma grayi, 1293 nucleotides. RefSeq lists its product as hypothetical. The transcript has a single exon. NCBI's taxonomy places the organism in Eukaryota, Euglenozoa, Kinetoplastea, Trypanosomatida, Trypanosomatidae. The record is from RefSeq and is a predicted model, not a curated record. Bases 1 to 1293 code for a protein of 430 amino acids.